This is a messenger RNA of Pieris rapae (cabbage white), 2142 nucleotides long. It is a transcript of the gene moody, whose product is annotated as G-protein coupled receptor moody. Gene Ontology annotation, molecular function: G protein-coupled receptor activity. Lineage: Eukaryota; Metazoa; Arthropoda; Insecta; Lepidoptera; Pieridae. The transcript has 9 exons. Bases 286 to 1428 code for a protein of 380 amino acids. The record is from RefSeq and is a predicted model, not a curated record. Gene Ontology annotation, cellular component: membrane. Gene Ontology annotation, biological process: G protein-coupled receptor signaling pathway.
UUGUGCGCUACCGAAGCGCGCAAAGUUGUCAUUUCAGUCUGACUGACAUAAGGCGCGAUAACGCAUGCGUGUUUGAUAUAAGCCGAAUAUGUUUAAUAACAUUGCACGUAAAAGGUUUUUGUGAUGACAAAUACUGUCAUAUAUAUGCUACGUGUUGUAUUAGUGAGUGUGUUAUAUUACGGAUUGUUUGAUGUUUUAAAAGGUGUAAAAAAAUAUUUUAAUAACUUGACAGAGAGUUGAUAAUAUUGGAUUUUAAUUUGCUGGCAGCCACCUAAGAUCGACAGUAUGGCGGAUGAUUGGAAUGUCACCGAAGACUUAGCAUCCAACGUUAUACCUAGCGAAUUAUCCAAAUUCUCCCCAGGUCUUCUCACCUUCGCAGCUGUGGUAACAGGCUUCAUAUUGCUGGUGGGUCUUUUUGGAAACUUACUAACCGUGGUCGCUCUCCUUAAAUGUCCUAAAGUGAGGAACGUCGCAGCUGCUUUUAUUAUUAGCCUAUGCAUCGCAGACUUCCUGUUCUGCGCCAUGGUGCUGCCCUUUGCCAUUUCCGGUUUCUGGACGCGCACGUGGUCCCACGGAGGCGCUCUUUGCAAACUGGUGCCCUUUCUGCGCUACGGGAACGUCGGGGUCUCCCUUCUCAGUAUAGCACUCAUUACCCUGAAUAGAUAUAUAAUGAUAGCGCAUCACAGCUGGUAUUCCCGCGUGUAUCGAAAGCAUAAUAUUGCCCUCAUGAUAGUUUUUUCCUGGAUGUUCUCCUACGGGAUGCAGAUUCCCACCCUCCUCGGAGUUUGGGGUCAGUUCGACUACGAUGCGGAGCUGGGCACCUGCUCCAUAGUGGCCGACCAAAGGGGCAGGUCGUCGAAGACCGCUCUCUUCGUCAUCGCCUUCAUCGUUCCCGCUCUCCUCAUCUUCAUCUGUUACGCGAGGAUAUUUUGGGUGGUUCAUAGCUCCGAACAGCGUAUGCGGGAGCACCAUAGAUCGCAGACCAUCCAAGGUACGCUGAACAACGGUGGCGACAUCAAACGAUCUACCAUAAAAGACUCUCGAGAAACCAAAGCCAGAAGGAACGAAUGGAGGAUUACGAAAAUGGUUCUCGCCAUUUUCUUGUCUUUCCUCGUGUGCUACCUGCCCAUCACCAUCGCGAAGGUGGCCGACAGCCACGUCCACUACCCCGUGUUUCACGUGGCCGGCUACCUGCUGCUGUACGCCAGCGCCUGCGUGAACCCCAUCAUCUACGUCAUCAUGAACGCGCAGUACCGGGCAGCGUACGCGGCCGCCCUCUGCUGCCCCCGAGGCCACGGUCGCCUCGCCAGCGAGAAAUGGAACGAGCGUCACGGCUACAGCUUCAGCAACACGCGCACGGCGCUCAGUCAGGUGUCGCUGGGGGACUCCAGGGCGGAGCCUCGAGGCAACUCCGCUCGGACGGGCUAGACGUUCGCCAGGUCGCGUCCCUGGGCGGCCGAGGCGACCCCACCGAUCUGUCCGCCCUUCCCGAUUUUUCUCCGCGACUCCGAAAGGACCGAAUCGGACUCUCAUGACGGCUCGUCGGCCGAAAAGACGAAGACCGAGUUUCCGCGGAUCCGUCCUUCGCGGCGACGAGCAGCUCGCCCUUCUGGUGAGUGUUUGGGCGCAGCUUUCGCAUUGGCCAUUCCAAUAAUAUUAUAUAAUUAUAUACCUGCACAUUCCAAUGUGACAUAUACUGAGAUUUAUAUUAGCCAAAGAGUAGAUUUAUCAUUUUGUAUGUGUGUGCGUAAUGGGUGGUAAAUGUAAACCCUAUUUGUUAAUCGUGUGAUAAUAAUAACUUUUUAAUUAUGUUUAAUUCUUCUCCAGGCUGUAUAUUGUUCAUAUUUUUCACGCUUAUUCAAGUUGUUAGUCGAUCGUGUGUAGAUAGAGUAGAAUUAAGAAAAAUUACCUACCUAUAAUAUUUAAAUACUAUUUAAUUUAUUUUAGUGUCUAUUUUCGUUCAAGUGUAAUUGUGCUGUAGAUACUUUGCCAUAAUAUUACGACGUGACCUAUAUAAUAUACAUGACAUAAAGUUUAUAUCGGCGCUUCAGGCAAUUUGAAUCAUUGUUCAAUUAUUAUUAGAUAAAUUAAAAAUGUUAUUAUGACUCUCUAUGGUUGUUUAUUAAAUAAACUUAGACUACU